Molecule: messenger RNA, 705 nt
Organism: Macrosiphum euphorbiae (potato aphid)
Lineage: Eukaryota; Metazoa; Arthropoda; Insecta; Hemiptera; Aphididae
Source: the annotation of a GenBank genome assembly
AUGGAGCAACUGAUUGGUGCUAUUGAUGGGACUCACAUUCCAAUAUUGCCCCCUAAAAUAGGUUAUAGAGAUUUUGUCAACAGAAAAGGCUGGCGCCAUCCAUGGGUUCUUCAGGGUUAUGUGGAUAAUAAUUACAUAUUUCGUAAUGUCACAAUCAAGCAUCCAGGAAGUGUACACGACGCCACAGUCUUAAAAGAUUCAAGUUUAUACAAAAAUAAUGAACAAUUAAUCCCAAAGCAUAAUUAUAUAAGUAUAAAUGGAAAAGAAAUACCUUUAAUGAUAGCUGGUGAUCCAGCAUACCCACUAUUGCCAUGGUUAUUAAAAGGUUAUACUGGAAGUCUAACACCAGAGCAAGAGUCUUUUAACACUUACCAUUCUUCAGCUAGAAUAUGUGUUGAAAAUUCUUUUGGUCCAUUAAAGGGACGAUGGAGAUGUUUACUAAAGCGAUGUGAUAUAAAUUAUAAAUUUAUGCCACAAGUCAUCUCAGCAUGUUGUGUAUUACACAAUAUUGUUGAACAAUUUAAAGAUAAUUACCAUGCAUCAUGGACAAUGGAAGUAAAUGAAGGAAAUAUAUGUUAUGCUCAACCUAGUCAACGUGAAUUAUCGCAAGAUACAAUAAAUACAAAUUCAAAAGAAAUAAGGGAAAUUCUCAAAGAGCACAUGGCAAUGAAUUAUCCACUAAGAAAAUCUUCAUUUACACGUUAA